This is a messenger RNA of Aspergillus pseudonomiae, 664 nucleotides long. RefSeq names its product succinate dehydrogenase assembly factor 3. Gene Ontology annotation, biological process: succinate metabolic process; mitochondrial respiratory chain complex II assembly. The transcript has 3 exons. The record is from RefSeq and is a predicted model, not a curated record. Gene Ontology annotation, cellular component: mitochondrial intermembrane space; mitochondrion. Bases 174 to 581 code for a protein of 135 amino acids. NCBI's taxonomy places the organism in Eukaryota, Fungi, Ascomycota, Eurotiomycetes, Eurotiales, Aspergillaceae.
UCUCGAUCAGAUAACCCGAUAAAAAACCUAAUCCCAGACCUCCAAUUGGCCAAUCGCUCUCCGCCUCCACCGAACCGCGGCAAUACAGUACCAUCAUCAUCGACCAUAUCGCAACAACUCUCUCCAACACAACCCACCCAACAGAAACCACCCAAUUAGACAUAACCUCCAAGAUGCGCGCCCUAUCCCGCCUGCUGAUGGCCACGCCCUCGACCAUGGGCUCCAAGUCCAGCCUCAGCGAAGCCCUCGCCCUCCUUCCUCCCCUCCAACUCUACCGCCGCAUCCUCCGCGUCCACCGCAAGAAACUCGACCCCGAGAUGCGCAUCCUCGGCGACUCCUACCUGAAGAGCGAGUUCAGGGCUCACCGUAGUGUGGAGAAUCCGUUGCAUAUUAUCGGGUUCUUGACGGAGUGGCAGUUAUACGCGCAGAAGUUGGAGGGCGAUACCUGGAUUGGGGAGAAAUUGGAUAAGAAUAAGUUGGAUAAGAUGAGUGACCAGCAAAUCGGCCAAUUAUACGAACUCAUGAACGCUAUCAAGAACGAGGGUGGGGAGAGCGAGGGCGAGGGCGAGGGCCAGCAAUGAGUGUGUUUCCACGAUAACUCUGACGAUGGAAUAACCCAGUUUUUGAUAUCCCUUCAUAUGAUGGGUGGUACGACGCUUAUAGC